Molecule: messenger RNA, 687 nt
Organism: Fusarium oxysporum Fo47
Lineage: Eukaryota; Fungi; Ascomycota; Sordariomycetes; Hypocreales; Nectriaceae
Exons: 3
Coding region: 1-687 (228 amino acids)
Source: RefSeq, a predicted model, not a curated record
AUGAAGACAACUUCUUUCGCCGUCGCUCUUCUCGGCCUCUUCCCCGCCAUCAUGGCCCAGGCUCCCUCGCCUACUGAGUCUGUUGGUUGUGAACCCCAUGGUGAUCACUGGCACUGCGAGGCUGCUCGUACUGAUGCUGUCGCUGCUACUUCUGAGGCUGACCAUGACCAUGACCAUGAUCACUCUGCCGGUGCAACUGAGGCUCUUGCUCCUUCGCCUACUGAGUCUGUCGGCUGUGAGCCUCACGGUGACCACUGGCACUGCGAGGGCGCUCGAUCUACCCUUGCGACUGAGGCCAAGGUCACUGAGUCUGAGCAUGACCACGACCACGACGAUGCUACUGGAUCUGGUUCUCUUGCUCCCUCUCCUACUGAGUCCACCGGCUGUGAGCCCCAUGGCGACCACUGGCAUUGCGAGGCUGCCCGCACUGGCGUUGAGGCCAAGGCUACCGAGUCUGAGCACGAUCACAGCCACUCCGCUGGUGCUUCCGCUUCGCUCGCUCCCUCUCCCACUGAGUCCGUUGGCUGCGAGCCCCACGGCGACCACUGGCACUGCGAUGGUCCCGCUACCGCUGCUUCAGACAGCACUCCCACUUCCAGCGACUCAGCUGCUGUUACCGACAACGCUGCCAUCGGUCAGAUGAUCCCUCUGGCUGGCAUGGUCGCUGCCGCUGUUUUCGCUCUUUAA